AUGGCGAUGGAGGAAAGAGCGAGGAUGGAGCCCAAACAUCGCCCAGCUGUCCUGCUGGUUGUCCUGUUUGCCUGCCUCUUUUCCUCUGCCCAAGCCGGGUUUCUGGACUCCAUCACCAACUACAUAUCCAUUAAGAACAUGUGCAACAAGACGAUAGAUGCGACCGACUCGCAGUACAUCACGUGGGACGCCAGUGCCGAGGGCGUGGCCACUUCUUACAUCUACGGCUACGAUGACAACGUGUACUGCACACUGACCCUUCGGUACCCGGGGAGACAAUUCUACGUGCAGUACAUCCAAGUGGAUAUGGAGAAGCCGUCGUCCUCGGGCAAAGACUGCCCAGACUACGUCAGGCUGUACGACGGGAACUCCACAGCCGCCACGCCGCUGUCGUCUGCUGUCUGUGACUCUGCCAAAGCUGAUGAGAGCGUGAUCUCCAGAACUAACGCUGUGACGAUAGAGUUCAGCUCCGACAACAGGACCACCACCAACAUGGGCGUCCAGCUCCUAUACUCCACAUUCUACAGGCCCACCAACGUCAACAAAACAUGUUCGGGAAGUGACUUCCAGUGCGACAGCGGGGACUGCAUCUCAAAAGGCCUGGUGUGCGACUUCCAAGUCCACUGCGCCGACAGGUCAGAUGAAAGCAGCAAAAAGGGAUCCUCGUCCAACUGCAUAGCUCUUGGCGUGUUUGAAGACUUCGUGAAGACCUUCCUGAACCUGGGCCUGGCCGCCGUCAUCGGCAUCAUCGUGGCCGUGGCGGUGGUGCUCAUCAUCAUCAUCAUCGUCUGCUGCAUCUGCUGUUGCAAGCUAUGCAAGAAGUCAGACAACACGGCCGUCUAGGGAUGACGUC
Molecule: messenger RNA, 853 nt
Organism: Branchiostoma belcheri (Belcher's lancelet)
Lineage: Eukaryota; Metazoa; Chordata; Leptocardii; Amphioxiformes; Branchiostomatidae
Product: enteropeptidase-like
Exons: 6
Coding region: 1-843 (280 amino acids)
Molecular function (GO): protein binding
Source: RefSeq, a predicted model, not a curated record